Neltuma alba is the source of this 938-nucleotide messenger RNA. RefSeq lists its product as uncharacterized. The coding region runs from base 94 to 906 and encodes 270 amino acids. The record is from RefSeq and is a predicted model, not a curated record. NCBI's taxonomy places the organism in Eukaryota, Viridiplantae, Streptophyta, Magnoliopsida, Fabales, Fabaceae. The transcript is spliced from 2 exons.
AUUGGGGGCAGUGUGAAAAGGAGAAGUUCAUCAAGGUUAGUGAUUGUGUACAAUUAUUUGGAUGUUUCCAAUUUGACAUUCAAUAAAGUGACAAUGAAGGUGUUGGUAUGUGGCAAAAUGAUGUGUGGUGUUGGAUUUAAGCAUGUGAGAAUGCCACUGGGAGAGACGGCAGAAUUCAUGAGAGUGGGAAUACAAAGUUUGGCGACUUUACUUCCAUUUGUGAGGGUAGUUGAAUGGUUAGAGAGUCCAAUUGAGUUUGGGCAUGAUUUCAAGCAACAUCAUACCUAUCAUGUUUGUCGUGCAUACACUGGUCUUUCAAGCUGGAAUGACUUCAGGCUUUCUGUAAAGGUGAGGGGUGAUGGAGAAGAGAGGGGUGUGGAAGAUGAUGAAGAAGAGGAUGAGGAUGAUACAAAAAUGAUUAGUGAGAGUGAAAGAGAAAUAAGUAGUAAAGGUAAUCAAGUAGCAGAGACAACAUUAUUAUUAAAGGAAGAUGAACAAGAAGGGGCCGAUGAGGAUUAUAGUAAGAUGGACAAUGCAUUAUUAACAACACUACUUAUUCCUAACAGCAUCCCUCGCUGGUCAUUGUUGGUUCGACUGACAUUAAAAGAGAGUGAUAUUAUUAUUGGGAAUAAUAAUACAGGUUGUAGCAUCAUCCCUCAAGCUUCAAUAAUCCUCAAAUCACUCAAUGAAGAUUGCAGAAGGAGGAUUCAGCCUCUCUUGGCAGUACAACUCUCUUCCCCAGUAUCCCCUUUACCUCGUCAUUCUUUCACAGUCCGUUAUAACUACUUGGAGAGUACGCCACACGAUCCUUCUUUUCUUUAUUUCAGCAGUACAUACUGGUCAAGUAAUUAUUUUGAUAGUCAUGGCUUAGUUGUUCACUUUUUGAAGGACCACUUUAGAACAUAAAAAUUGUUAAUCUUAUCUUGGCUUCACAAUAA